Pseudozyma flocculosa PF-1 is the source of this 681-nucleotide messenger RNA. RefSeq lists its product as uncharacterized. The transcript is spliced from 2 exons. NCBI's taxonomy places the organism in Eukaryota, Fungi, Basidiomycota, Ustilaginomycetes, Ustilaginales, Ustilaginaceae. Bases 1 to 681 code for a protein of 226 amino acids. The record is from RefSeq and is a predicted model, not a curated record.
AUGCGCACCACAUUCCCGCUCGUCGUCGUCGCAGCCCUGAGCCUGGGCCUGGGGCUGGUGCAGGCGCAGUCGUGUCCUCAAUCGACGCAGGACCAGAUCCAGACCUGCCUCGACACGGUCAUCGCCGACGAGGGCAAGGCGCCCUGCUCGUCGUCCGACUGGCCCUGCAUCUGCAACGUCCAGCAGGGCAAGGUCGCCUGCUACACGCCCUGCCCCGAACUCGAAGACUACGACGACAUCCGCUUCAACAACGAAAACUGCAACGGCCAACACGGCUACACCAACGCCAUCGCCGCCGGCGGUAAUGGCGGAGAGGGCUACAAGGGUAGUGCCCUCACCACCACCAUCCCCCAGGGCGCCGGGAGCGGCGGUCAGACUCCCACCGCUUCCGCCCCGGCUUCGGCUUCGAGCACCGCCACCGCAUCCAGCACUUCCUCCUCGGCCGCCCCCUCCUCGUCCUCGUCCUCGGGCUCCUCGUCGGCCGGCCCCUCCUCCUCGUCCGGCUCACCUUCAAGCAGCGCCGCCACACGCGCCCCCUCAUCCACCACCUCUUCCGCCGCACCCGCCAACGCCGCGACGGCAUCGACGAGCCUCAACCUGCCCGUCUCGCUCGGCCUCUCGCUCCUCUCGGCCCUCGUCGUCGGCGGCGCAGGCGCAUUCGUCGCUGCCGGUCUCUUUUAG